CUUACAGGUUUCCACAGACUUGGGGCAAGAGGUGCGCUCCCGGACCCGGCGUUGGUUUGCAGCUCACGCAUGUCCUCUGUCGCAGUAUGCGCGACGUGGAGUAUAGUCGUCGAUGACGCCAUACGUUUCGUCCCCCCCCCAAAAGCGCUGUCUUCUCCCCAUUCAUAGCACUAAGCGGACAGCGGAGGGGCAGCGGCAGCGUAGGGGCUGUUGCGGUUGUCCAGGAUCCCACGUCGUGCACAGGGCGCUACAGAACCAAAGCACGUCUACAGGCAAGCUAAGCACCGAGAAAAAGUUUACUGCAUGUCGGAGAAAUGCUAGUCUGCUAUGGAGCACCAGUGCCGCCAAAAUGAGUUCAGACACUGAUGAUGCUGCGAAGUUUUGGAGUAACGGAUCCUCGGAACUGUACGGCGGGUUACUGCUGGAGGCCAACAGCACAAAUCUGACUUCGGGGAAUGAGUCCGAACCGAAUUCCCUGGACCUCACUCGGGCGGUCCCCCUGGGUAUGGUCUUGGGCGCAUUUAUCGUUUUCGCCAUCGUGGGCAAUAUCCUUGUCAUUCUUUCUGUGGUGUGCAACAGGCAUCUGAGGACCCCCACAAACUAUUUCAUUAUCAACUUAGCCAUCGCCGACUUGUUGCUGAGCACCACGGUCCUGCCCGUCUCCGCCACCUUGGAGAUCCUCAACUACUGGGUGUUUGGCAGGAUCUUCUGCGACAUUUGGGCGGCGGUGGACGUCUUGUGCUGCACAGCAUCCAUCAUGAGCUUGUGCGUGAUCUCCAUAGAUCGCUACAUCGGAGUGAGCUACCCGCUACGGUAUCCCAGCAUCGUUACGGAGAGGAGAGCUCUCCUUGCCAUGUUCGGGGUGUGGGUUCUGUCGGUGGUCAUUUCGAUCGGACCUUUGCUAGGUUGGAAGCAGGCGCCCUCACCUGACGACAGGGUAUGCAGAAUUAACGAGGAGCCCUUUUACGCACUCUUUUCAUCCCUAGGAUCCUUCUACAUACCUUUGGUGGUCAUACUGUCCAUGUACUGCCGAGUGUACAUAGUGGCCAAAAAGACAACUAAGAACCUGGAGGCCGGCGUGAUGAAGGAGCGGACGGACUCCAGUGAGCUCACGCUCCGGAUCCACAAGGGAUCACAGAUUCAUGAGGACAGCGGGAGCACCGGCAAGGGCCGGGGUCAGCCAAGCCGGAGCUCCCUCACCGUCAAGCUGCUCAAGUUCUCACGGGAAAAGAAGGCUGCUAAAACCUUGGGCGUUGUGGUCGGCAUGUUCACCUUGUGCUGGCUGCCCUUCUUCAUCGCGCUGCCCAUCGGGUCAUUCAACUCCAGUCUGCGUGCUCCUAAACCCCUCUUCAAUGUGAUCUUCUGGCUUGGUUACUUCAACAGCUGUCUGAACCCCAUCAUCUACCCCUGCUACAGCCGGGAGUUCAAGCUGGCCUUCAUCCGCAUCCUCAGGUGCCAGUGCCGGCACAGGAAACGCCCAGGCUGGAAGGCCUACAACUACCGGAGCUCCCACCUCAGCUCCUCCAGCAACUCGAGGAAGGACUCCGUGGGCAACAACUCCACCUGCCUCAACGGCAGCCAGCGGACGCUCUCCUCAGCCACCCCCAGCCCCAGCUAUCUUCACAAGAGCGCCCCGGUGGAGCUCAGCGCCUACCACACAUGGGCGUCCACUUCCCCUUCCUCCCUGCCUGGAAGCCCCUCCGACAGCCAUCUGGGCGGGUUCUUGUACCUAAGCCCUAGCGACAGGGUCAGUGCACACAGCAUGUUGUGUCCUGGGGAGCUACAGUCCACUAGCCUCCGGCUCCCGUGCGGGCAGAACGGUAGCAGGGGUGUGGCGCAUGAUCAGCGAGCCAGGACGGUCCUGGAAAGUGUGCUGUGACCCCCCAGCUUUCUCCCCGCUGAGAUGAUACCGUCACCUGGCGCCAUCAUCAAUGGAGACUUCCCAAACCACUUUGGGCCAUGUGCAUUAACUUUAAAGGGGCAGAGAGGGUUAAACGCGGGGAUAAACACGGUCUGUAUUCGUCAGUGUGCAAUGGAUUGUACCGAGGGCCUAAGACUUGUUCAAUUAAACGGGAUGUUCGCUUAGAACAUUCUACUAGUUAGCGAUGAUACAUAAAGCCUUAACCAAUCAGCAGUGAUUUCAGGGGCACCAGCAGAUGAAUGUGAGAGGAACCAGCAAGAAAAUACCAGGCCAAGCUAUGAAUGAGGGUGAAUUACACCCGGUUUACAUCACAUGUAUAGAUAUCACAGUAAUGUGGCGUACCUGACUUUUUGCAUAUAUGUCGUGCGCCAUCAUGAUCCUGCCGGAGCACGAUCUCACGUGGCGUUCCGGCAUCGCAGGAAACCUGAAAAAUAACACUGUCUGUUUCUUUGACUGAUGGUUUAUGUGUCAUUCAUUCCAAACAAUAAGCUGCACUUAUCAUUCCGUAAUGCGGGGUGUCGAAUGACCUGACAGGUCAUGUGGUGCUUCUGAGCACUGUUUACAUGUGGAAGCCGCUUUUACAUCCGUGCUGUGCAUAUCGGACUCGGUUUAUGCUCACAUGAUCCCUGUGGCUUGUUUUCGUUAUACAGUUAAAUUAUCAGCUUUUACUUUGCAACUGAAAUGAAAAUUAAAAGUAAGAAAUACAAAGAAUGUAUUAUGCCAAUUUGAGUCCGGUGUAGCAAAUAUAUUAAACAUUGCGAAUUUAUCUUUAUUUGCAUGACAACAUUAAUAUAUUCCUAUAGCUAUGAAAGAAGCAAUAUUUGAUAUAUUUGUUCUGUAUAAUAUACAUUCAUCCAUCCAUCUUCUGACGCUGUCAGGGUCAUGGCAGGACUUGUACAAAAUGUAUGGACAUAUUUAAACUCUUUUCCUUAGAUUUCUUUGGUAUAUUGUAUAAUUUGUGUAGCUUUUGUUCAGAGAUGGGCAUUGGGUUUUCUAUCAUUAAAGCCCCCCCACUACAAUAUUGGAGAAAAGUCAUUUGAACAUGGAAGUAUCGUCGCUCAAGGUCAGAAGUUGCUGUGAUCCUUCAGCCAUCAGUCAACCUGCCAAAAACUUCUUUCAGAAAGAUCGUUGUGAUCUUUACCCGCUCAGGAAUGUGUCACCUCAGAUCACUAAUUCAAUCUUCAGUACUACAAAAACUUAGACAGGGUGGGGGUGGGGGAGGGGCACUGUGGUUCGCUCCCAAGGCUGUUGCUGUAAUACAGAGUGGAGCAUCAAUACCAUAAGGUUGUGGUGGCUCUGCCCGUCUGUCUGUUGUGGCUACGAUCUCCUACUUGACCUCAGUGACAGCAACAGAGGUUUCCUGAGAACACGUGGGUCGGAGCGGGCGUCAGAGAGGCCGGCCCGAAACAAAGGCCGCGGGUCGGAGCGGGCGUCAGAGAGGCCGGCCCGAAACGAAGGCCGCGGGUCGGAGCGGGCGUCAGAGAGGCCGGCCCGAAACGAAGGCCGCGGGUCGGAGCGGGCGUCAGAGAGGCCGGCCCGAAACGAAGGCCGCGGGUCGGAGCGGGCGUCAGAGAGGCCGGCCCGAAACGAAGGCCGCGGGUCGGAGGGGGCGUCAGAGAGGCCGGCCCGAAACGAAGGCCGCGGGUCGGAGCGGGCGUCAGAGAGGCCGGCCCGAAACGAAGGCCGCGGGUCGGAGCGGGCGUCAGAGAGGCCGGCCCGAAACGAAGGCUGUGUCCUUGGAAAUGUUUUCCAGUGAAGGUCAUCCUCUGUUCCUGUAACCUUUCUUCAGUGCCUGUUUUGCUUUACUGCUUCAAUUCGCUAUGAAAUGUAUUUUUCCUCGGUAGAUCUGAAUUUCAUAUACUUCAUUCUAGCAGAGGUAAUAUGGUUUCAAUGGGAAUUCUAUAAUUCUGAACUUUUCAAAACAUGGCGGUAUACUAACACAACACUAUACAUAUGUAUGCUAUGCAAGCGUCAGUAAAUAACCAUACUGUUGUAGAGAAGUAACAAAGAUAUAUUUCUCUGCCAUCAAGUAGCCAAAACUGAGGGCCGGUUCCAUCAGCCUGAAUCUUGGACCUGCCUCUUCCAUUCAUCCUCCCAAAAUUUCAUCUGUCAGUCAGAUUUAGCAGGAACGGACGAAACAUUACACCAGAGUAACCUUGCCCAUAGCAGGAUUAAAACCUUUGUAAAUAAAGACAACAAAAUAUGGAUUUAAGGGAUGUCUUUGUAGAAUCUACUAAAGAUUUAAAAUGUCAGUUAUUAUUUUAUUCAUUUAUUUGAGGUGCCCACAUGAAGCAGAGUAAAAAAAUAUUAUGUCAAUAAUAUUUUUGCAUCCAAGAGUUUUUUUGUGGCUGGUAAUACUUUGAUGUCCUUUUCACUAUGGUUGAAAUAUUCUGUGUCCCUCUGGGUGAUCGUCUUUCUCUUCAUUAAGACAAAAAAUACAUGCAUUCCACCGAUGUGGUUCUGAAAGUGGCAUUUCCUGUUCAUAACUGAGGUCUCGUGUUUGCCGGCCUCAGUCUUGCAGCCGCACAUUCUGAUUGCAGGUGUGUAUAUUUACGUUUUUGUCAUUAAAGGUACAUUGAAAUCCU
Messenger RNA from Brienomyrus brachyistius, 4506 nucleotides. RefSeq names its product alpha-1A adrenergic receptor-like. Gene Ontology annotation, biological process: cell-cell signaling; phospholipase C-activating G protein-coupled receptor signaling pathway; positive regulation of cytosolic calcium ion concentration. Gene Ontology annotation, cellular component: membrane. The record is from RefSeq and is a predicted model, not a curated record. The transcript is spliced from 3 exons. Gene Ontology annotation, molecular function: alpha1-adrenergic receptor activity. Lineage: Eukaryota; Metazoa; Chordata; Actinopteri; Osteoglossiformes; Mormyridae. The coding region runs from base 113 to 1879 and encodes 588 amino acids.